Messenger RNA from Paraglomus occultum, 450 nucleotides. The record is from the annotation of a GenBank genome assembly. Lineage: Eukaryota; Fungi; Glomeromycota; Glomeromycetes; Paraglomerales; Paraglomeraceae.
AUGUUUGACCUAUCAUCAAACUACUCUCUGUUCACUCUCCCUGUAGCUGUUGUUCUUGCCUAUGCACCUCACUUUCUGAAAGGAUCAAUUGUGGUCGGACAGACGGGCAAAUGGAAUAACAUUUCUCCUCGUAGCAAUGUCGACAAGGCUGAAAAGAUGAUGACUCAGGCUGCUUUUAGAAAAGCCAAGAGAUGCGAAGCCGCUCACCAGAACGGUUUGGAAUCAUUCUCAAUUUUUGCUGGUGCUGUUAUUGCGGCCAAUUACGCCAACGUGUCCAAUGUCACACUCAACAUUGCUUCGUGGUCGUACGUCUUGUGUCGUAUGAUCUAUAAUUAUGUAUACAUCAACGGAGAGAGUCAAGCAGUUGGGAAUCUUCGAAGUUUAAUAUGGUUUAUUAGUUUCUUGAUUCCAUCAUAUUUAUACGUGCUUGCUGCUGGAUCAGUUGCUUAA